Molecule: messenger RNA, 1343 nt
Organism: Xenopus tropicalis (tropical clawed frog)
Lineage: Eukaryota; Metazoa; Chordata; Amphibia; Anura; Pipidae
Source: RefSeq, a predicted model, not a curated record
UGUAACACACGCCUCUUCCCAAGCUCCUCCUACUAGUUCUCCAUUUUGUACUGCAGUCCCGUUGCAGCUGCGUCAUUCGGCGAGAGGUUUGCAGAGGAGUAAGAGGUUAUUUUAAAUCCCUGGAACGAUGAGUGGCUGCAGAGUAUUUAUUGGCAGGCUUAACCCAGCUGCCAGGGAGAAAGACGUAGAGCGAUUCUUCAAGGGCUAUGGACGUAUACGAGAUAUUGACUUGAAAAGAGGUUUUGGAUUUGUGGAGUUUGAUGAUCCCAGAGAUGCAGAUGAUGCAGUUUAUGAGCUUGAUGGCAAAGAGCUGUGUAAUGAGAGAGUUACAAUUGAACACGCUCGUCUUCGUUCUCGAGGUGGUCCAAGGGGUCUUGGCAGGGGAAGAUACAACGACCGUUUCAGUAGUCGUCGACCACGAGGCGAUAGAAGUGCUCCACCCAUAAGGACUGAGAACCGGCUUAUAGUAGAAAAUCUGUCGUCAAGAGUCAGCUGGCAGGAUUUGAAAGAUUUCAUGAGACAAGCCGGAGAAGUUACAUUUGCAGAUGCGCACAGACCAAAGCUUAAUGAAGGGGUUGUUGAAUUUGCAUCUUACAGUGAUUUAAAAAAUGCCAUUGAGAAGCUUUCUGGGAAGGAGAUAAAUGGCAGAAAAAUAAAACUGAUUGAAGGGAAUAAAAGACACAGCCGAUCAAGGAGCAGAUCACGCUCCCGCAGCAGAAGUUCAUCCAGGUCCCGAAGCCGCUCCCGCUCCAGAAGCCGAAAGUCUUACAGCCGGUCUCGUAGCCGCAGCCGCACUCCCCGCAGCAACCGUAGCAAAUCCAGGUCUGUGAGUAGGUCACCUGUUCCAGAGAAAAGCCAGAAAUCAAGAAGCCCAUCAAAAUCACCUGCAUCAGUCGAUAGACAGAAAUCUCGAUCCAGAUCUCGGUCUGCUGAUAGCCGAAACUGAACUUAAAUCCCAGACCCUGCUUUCCCUUUUCAAAAGACAUACUUGCUCACUCCUGUGUAAGUAUUUGUCAUGGAUUAAUAUGCAGGAUGGUAUCUUAAAUUUUUUUUUUAAUUAAGCGUUCUCACCAAUCCUGUUGUGGACCACCAACAAACUGAAGCUGCUGGGACAGUUUUGAUACACUUCCUGCUUUAGUCCAAAUUGUAUAGUUUGUGUAAUAAAAGCUAAUUUGUGCUUAGGAUCCUAUUUGUAAGAGCAAUUCAAGAUCGGGUGUGUAAAUUGUUGGCUGUAUAUAGGCAUUGUUUUUGUGUAACUCUUCCCCUCCCCCCCUCACUUUACUCCCCAUUCCUUAAUGUUCUGAGCUGUGAAAAUGUUACCAAUAAAACAAAUUUAAACUGAA